Anopheles funestus (African malaria mosquito) is the source of this 777-nucleotide messenger RNA. RefSeq lists its product as uncharacterized. NCBI's taxonomy places the organism in Eukaryota, Metazoa, Arthropoda, Insecta, Diptera, Culicidae. The transcript is spliced from 2 exons. The record is from RefSeq and is a predicted model, not a curated record. Bases 193 to 591 code for a protein of 132 amino acids.
AGCUCCCCUAAACCCCUAAAUCGGGAUGGAACAUAUUUUCCAGAUUGUUUAUUCAACUGGUAUCUGUUAACACACACAAAAACUGUGAGUUCUGCAAGUGUCUGCAUGAAUUUUCGAUAGUCACCAACAUCGGUUCCUCUUUCCCUCCGUUCACUCGAUUCGCCACUGCCAACGAGCGUAGAAGUUUCCAGCAUGGCGCGUUAUGUGCUUGGUGUGUUGUUUUUAGUGGGCAGCCUCAAUAUUGUAGCUGCCAUCCCAACUGGAAGUCCUGAUGCAGAAGUUACACACGCAACUGCCGAGCCGAUACACCCUGAAGCUGGACAACCGCCGACCACUGCCGAACCAACACCAUCCGAUUUUACACCAGCAGAGGAAGAACCGACACCGCCGCCGAUAGUUUGUACGGAUCCGCGUGAAAUAUACAACGACUGUGGAUCGGUUUGUGACGAUCGUACGUGUGACAAUCAGCGUCGCAAUGACAUACAAUGCUCCAAGCAGUGUAUUGAGGGUUGCUACUGCCGCAGUGGCUACGUACGGGACAAAACACGCAAGUGUAUUCCCGCGUACCGUUGUGGUAAAAGUUGGUGGUGAAUAAAGAUGCUGGACACAUGCUACAUGACACAUGCUGGACACAUGAUACGAUAAUGAUGAACGGACGAUGAUUGUUUCGAACUAUUCGAGACUGACAGACACGCAUCGAGAAACAAUUUGUUAAACUGUAAACGUUUCUAACGAAGAAAUAAAUUCAGAUAAUCCUCCACUAAUGAUAAUGAUAAU